CACCUGGCCGCGCUCGGCACAGCAGCCGCCGCCGCAGCAACAUGUUGCCCAGAGGAGCCUCGUCCAUGCCGCCGCCUCCCAACCCCGCUCCCUACUUCCCGCCUCCGCGGGUCACGCUGCCCUCCGGCCUGGAGAUCCUGCGCACCUUCUCGGGGGCCGUCAUCUUCCUGGAGAUCCUUUUUGGAACAAUAGUCUGGAUUUUGGUCGCCUCUACCCAAAUUCCACUGCCACUGCUGCAGGGAUGGGUAAUGUUUGUGGCAGUGACAGCAUGGUUCUUCUCCAUUGUCUUCCUCUCUGUGUUCCUCUUCGGUUAUGCAAAUAGAAUUGCUGUCAACUGGAACCAGGCGGAUUUUAUUUUCCAUGGGGCUACUUUUGUCUUUUAUUUUGGAGCAUUUCUACUGCAAGCAGCAACUACAUCUCUGCAUUACUUUCCCCGCAAAUUCAACUCCACCACACAGGAGACGAUUCUAAGUGGUCGUGAAUACAACAUAAGCAUAGCAGCCUCGAUUUUUGCCUUUGCAACAGCUAUUUGUUAUGGUUGCAGCACAGCCCUGGCAUUAAGGAGAUGGAGGCUAAAUAACAGCUGAAGAGAGGUUAAUGCCCACGUAUUCCACUUCAGAUCAAAUUAUGUGCUACUUGUCUGUUUUACUGUAAUUUAAUUCUAAAAAGACUUUUUUUUUUCUGUUCAAAAUCUGCUUUAAAUGCAAGUAACCCCUAACCAGGAUUUCUUCAACAGGAAAAAAAGUUUCCAUCUCUGCCCUUUCUGAUAAUUUCUUUUACAGUGUACAUUGCAAGGUAUUAGAGAGUAAGGUAUUAGAGAGUUUAGAGGUAAAGAGGUAUGUUAUUAGCAGACAACAGAACUCCAAUGCUACACCAGAAGAGGAAGAAAAUGGAAACUAAGCCAAGGUGUUAACUGCAUAGGCAGCUAAAAAGCUCCCCCCUUGUUAAGCCUUAGGAUUAAGCGCUUUGCAGUGUUACAGUGCACUCCACACAGGUAGAGUCUUGAGGCUCCUGGUAGAGUCAUGGGUGUUCUGUGCAUGAUCAGAGCCCAAGCUGACUUUGAAAUUCCAACUUAGUAUAUAUAUGUUAUUAACUUUGAUGUACAGAGAAAAUAUUUUAAAAAACACAUCAGUGAAAUCUUUUUAUACUCUCUCUAGCUAUUUCUGGUUAGGGUCACCUGAGCCUUAAAGCUUACUGUGUUCCAUACUAGAUGAAAACUGGGACUUCCAAUCAGUCGUUUAUUAGUUUUAGGAAUUCAGCUUAAUCAGAUCUAUUUAACUACAAAACAAAACAGUGCAUUUGUGUUUUGUGUGUAUAUACAUGGUAUAUUUUUGUUUAACAGGUAUUUUUGCACUGUUUAACUUUGUUGGAGUACAGCUUUGUUCUUGCUACUUCAAGUGCUGCAUUAUGUGAGUCAGUAUCAUUUGAAUGGAAUGUUACCAAAUAGUGAAUAAUGUCUGACCUCAAUUCUUGCAGUGUGUUAUUUGUUGCAUUCUAAAGCUGCAGUGUUGUAAAGGUGUUCUUAUUUGGACAGAUGCCUAUACAACAUCUUGCUGAAAGCAGUGGGAUGCAAAACAGUCUGCGCACUAUGGAGUUUGCUUUUCGCACUAAUGAGGUUUAAUUGAGCCUCUCUUGAAUAUCCUGGUGUAUGAUGACAUGCAAUGUUAUAUACAGGAAAUUGAUUUAGCAAAACUAAACUAUAGCAUUGUGCUCUGCUCCCUGAGACUCAUGUCGUUUUGCACAUGGUGAAUGAAGCUUUUUGUUAUUUUGCUAGUAAAUGAUUUUUGCUUUUGUGAAUAGUGCCAAAAAGAUAAUCUGGGACAAUAAAGGCUCCCUGUCAUUUGUAAAACAACUUGUUCACUACAGCUUGCCAGUGCACCUGAUUAUUCUGCAGAGACCAGCAGUGGUUGCGUAAGGGAAGACAGGAUUUCCUUCAUUCCCAGGCCUACUCACUCUCCUUGAGCCAACAAGGGUGUCUGCCAUGGAGGUUACUUUAUCAAACUUGUCAGGUACAAGGAUCUCUGAGGGGCAGCCACCCUCAGUAGUGCCCUGUUGACCCAGGGCAGGUUCUUGUGGGUGGCACAGCAGUGAGUGGCACCCUUUUGUCUAUGGAACCACUUGGUCGUCCUGAAUUACUACAAUGGGAUGUUGUCAUAUAUCUUUUUUCUAAGAUUUUGUACUCUGCCUGAUUUUUUUCCCCUAAUUCUCUCAUUGCAUUGAAACUUUUUGUGAACAUUUUAUCUAGAGUCAUAUACUUAUAAAAAUACUACGUAUUGUACAAAAUACAUUUACACUGGAGUAUAUGGAUGAAAGUAUAUAACAAAGACUUAUGCUAAGCAGCAUUAAAGUUACUUAAUAUAUUUA
Vidua macroura (Pin-tailed whydah) is the source of this 2364-nucleotide messenger RNA. It is a transcript of the gene MAL2, whose product is annotated as mal, T cell differentiation protein 2. The coding region runs from base 42 to 587 and encodes 181 amino acids. The record is from RefSeq and is a predicted model, not a curated record. Gene Ontology annotation, biological process: myelination. Gene Ontology annotation, cellular component: membrane. The transcript has 4 exons. Gene Ontology annotation, molecular function: structural constituent of myelin sheath. NCBI's taxonomy places the organism in Eukaryota, Metazoa, Chordata, Aves, Passeriformes, Viduidae.